Messenger RNA from Mesorhabditis spiculigera, 1101 nucleotides. Lineage: Eukaryota; Metazoa; Nematoda; Chromadorea; Rhabditida; Rhabditidae. The record is from the annotation of a GenBank genome assembly.
AUGGCUCCUCCGACUCCGAAGUCGAAGCAAAGCAAGAAGAAGAAGGCGAAGAAGGAGGACGAAAGAUUCGCCGAGGUGAAGAAGCCCCCGACGCCCCAGGGCCGCAAGGUGACGACACGUGAGACAGCUCCCGCCACACCCGAGAAAAAGGCCGAAGAACCGGAAAAAGGUCAAGCUAAGCCGCCGCCCACCGAUUCCGCGCGCGAUCUGCUCAAGCUGAUCAUCGACCUUGGCGUCAGCGGUCUCCGUGCAAAGUGGGUCGAACUGAAGCCGUACGCCGGCCCCAACAAGGCCAUCACCGCCUUCACGGCCAACCCGGAUAAGAACCGCUACAAAGACACGGUGUGCCUGGAUGAGACCCGUGUCAAGAUCACGCCGGAAGAGGCCAAUGAGGGCGAUUACAUCCACGCCAAUUGGGUCAAGAUGGACAAGCGCGAGACGUGGAUCGCCACCCAGGCCCCCACCGAGGCCACCAUCGUCGACUUCUGGCGGAUGUGUUGGGAGCACGAGGUCGUGAACAUUGUGCAGCUGUGCCGUCUGGUCGAAGACGGGAAGAUCAAGUGCGCCGCCUAUUGGCCGGACGAGCCGGGCCUCUUCCAGAACCACGGCCGUUUCUUCGUCAACAACAAGAAAAAGGAGAAGCAGGAGGGCUUCACGGCGUUGACCAUCGAGCUGCUGCCGGACGGGUGCUCGAACAGCCGGAUUGUUCGGCUCAUCCAGAUGCACGACUGGCCAGAUCGCGGCGUCCCCACCACCGGUCCGCAUCUCCUCCGUUUCCUGCGUGCCUUGGACAAGCAUGGUGACGAGUUGAACAAGGGCCAGACCGUCAUGCACUGCUCCGCCGGGAUUGGUCGCACCGGAACGAUCAUGCUGAUCCACUGGAUGAAGACGGCCUGCGCCGCGAACGAGUCUUUCGACCCGUUCGAGAUGUUCAAGAAGCUGCGCGACCAGCGAGCCUCCUCCGUCCAGACCGAGCAGCAAUUCCUGUUCGUCUUCGCGACGUGCAUGGAUUGGCUUGAGAGCCGCUACUCCCAGCUCCCGUCGAAGUUCGGGCAGGUGCAAAAGGCGUUGCUCGACUACAACAACAACAACAACAACAAU